AUGGAGAAGGAGCCUUUGCCCUUCCUGGCGGCCCACGAGCUCGUUCGGCAGCAUGGCUUGCCAGCAGAUCCGAUCCUGGACUUCGAUCUCACAGCAGAGGCAUUUCAAGAAUUGCUUGGGCAGUUCGAGGACGAUGAUGAGGUCAUGGAAAGCGCCCAGAGCAUGCUGCAUCCUCCAGGACGAGGCAAUCCAGCCAGGGCUCGACAAAUUACAAUCCCUCAGAUCCUGGAGGCUCACAAGGUCAUGGUGCAGGAGUUGCAAACACUCCUGUCGGAGUUUAAGAACUUGUCUCCACAAGAACUCGAUCGCGUGGAUUGCAAGUUACUCGAAGCCACUGCCGAGCUGCAGACGUACCUCGGCGUUUCCAGGCUGCAGCUGCAGCCAGAAGACGUGGAGGAGGCCAUACUGACGAAUGAGAUGGAGCUGCAGAACGAUGCAGACUUCGUCAAGUGCAGCGAAGAUCUGGCGAGCCUGAUGCAGGAACUGCUCACGGCUGCGGCGGAGCUGAAUCACGCCGAGGGAGGCAGCCGAGAAGAACUGAUCGAGAUGGCCGUUUCCUUCCUGAGCCAAACGGCAGCGAGGCCGGCGUCAGAGAAGGACAAGUUUCUGGCUGACAAAGGUUUGUCUCCGGAUGACAUCCAAGAGGCAUAUCGGCGCCUAGAGCAGCGUGGAAGUGGAGGUCCCGGCGGGGGUGGCCGGCAAUCUCCCGGCCAGGGCCCCGGUCCCCAGCCGCCCGGUGGCCCGCAGCCGCCGAGUGGGCCGCAAGCUCCCAGCGGCCCUUCCCUGCCCAGCUCACCGCUGCCCCCGCGGCGACCGCAGCUUCCUGCGCCGAGCUACCCAAGCCCCAGCCCGGGCUAUCAGGCUAUGCCACCACCGUACUCCGGCGGUAGCCCUUAUCAGGCACCACCGGUGCCACCUUUCGCCAUGCCACCCAUGCUGUACCAGGGAUACCCACCGGAGCCUCCGUCUGGCGGGCCUUGGUGGGCUUGGCUUCUUGGAGGUCUUGGUGCAGGCUUGGUGGGGACCUUUUUGGUGAAUCCCUUCAAGCCGGAGGACUUCAAUUUCUCGGAGGCGGCAAACUGGCUCUCAGACGGCAGCCUUCCGGCGCCCAAGAGCGCGGAGCCGACGGAGUCCGGCAAGUCGGAUCCCGCCGCCCCUCAGCCCGACGGCAAGGCCUCUCUGGAAGAGCUGCUUGCCUUGCUCAGGAAACAGAGCGAAGAGGCCAAGAACAACGUCGAGAUGUGCGCCAAGACCUUGCAGACGACACAGGCUCUCAUGCAUGUCGUGCAGCUGACGAGUCAGAAGGAAGGGCGGCCUGAGGAGGACAUCAGCUUUGAAGUGCUGGCGGAGUUCUCAACCCCGCAGGGUAUGAAAGCUUUCACCGACAUGAUGAGCAUGGCUGCUGGAGGAGCUGCAGGCAGCCUCCGAAAGACCCGCAUGUUGGCAGAGGCGACCGGCAGAGUGGGAAUGUACAUGGACUGCCUUGGCGAGCACUGCCCCUGGCUGCUUGCAGAUGAGAAAGGUGCUUCGGAUGACGGGGAACACCACGGAUGUUUGCUGAAAGACUGUUCCGGCAACCUGCAGCAAGUCUAUUUUGCCCUGGAUGCCUGGAGCUUCACAGAUCUUGCCAGUGCCACUGGAUUCUACGCCAGCCGCUUUGCAGUGUGCAUGCCGGAGGUGAAGUGGUAUGCCACGGAGCAAAUGCUGGAUCCAGCAGAUUAUGUGGGGACCAUGAUGCUUGAGGACUGCCUCGAGUACAUGACCACAGCUCCAGAAAGUCCUGCGAAAUCCAGAAGCCAGAAGAAGUCUUUGAUGGAUGACGACCCUGCGAACUCCGACGAAGACAUGGAGGACUUCGACGGCUUCCUGUUGUCCCUCGGCACAGAGCCCAGCCGACAAGCGUCCGUGCUGCUCCGUGGCCGUGUUGGCUGCGUGGAUGUCACAGAGGAUGCUUGGGAGGGUGUGCAGCACCUGCUGGGCAGAUGUUCGGCUUUGGUUUGCACCUCCUUGUUGACGCAGGUCGGAUACAAGGAGCCUUAUAUCUGGACCGACGUGUUACAAGGGGCUGCUCCACUGCUCGAGGAUGGCGGUAUCCUGUUGCUCUAUGACUCUGAGAAGUGGGGUGACUUUGCAAACAUUGACAAGAUGACCAAAUUCAUCCAAGAGCAGCAUUUGGAUCUGGAGUUGGUCGACAAACAGGAGCCUGUCGACUACUCAGGCGAUGUGGAUGGACGGAUGUUCAUCUUGGUCUUCAAGAAGACCAAGAGAACUGCUCGCAAACCAAUUGCUUGGCUUCUGCAGCGAGCAGAAGACUUCAAGCAGGCUGGAAACAGCUAUUACAGCAACCCGGCGAAGCGCAAGCACCCAGAGAAAGUGGUCUGCUCCAAUCCACGGGUUCAGGUGCUGUGGAAAGCCGUGGCCUGCUACGUUCAGGGCCUGGACUGUCUGACGCUGGUGAGGUCUGCCCUCUAUGAGCAGGAGCCUGACAUGACAACUGAGACGGCUACCGAGAGAGAGAGGCAGCUGAAGCUCCUGUCCUCAAGGCUUUACUGCAACUUGGCGGCUGCAUACCUGGAAUUGGGCCCGACGGCACAAACUUACCAACACGCGCUCAAAGUCGUGAACUUAGCUCUGGAACCUUGGCCGCGACUCAUGCAACCUCGGCCUGCCUCCGACACUUCUGCGACCACUGUCGAGCCCAAGGACUGCGCACCAGACUGGGACAGGGCGAUCGAGCGCAAGGCUAAGAUUUGCGAGGUCCUGCGGACGCAGAGGCAGGGCGGUGACUAG
Symbiodinium sp. CCMP2592 is the source of this 2790-nucleotide messenger RNA. The record is from the annotation of a GenBank genome assembly. NCBI's taxonomy places the organism in Eukaryota, Dinophyceae, Suessiales, Symbiodiniaceae.